This is a messenger RNA of Astrephomene gubernaculifera, 1105 nucleotides long. NCBI's taxonomy places the organism in Eukaryota, Viridiplantae, Chlorophyta, Chlorophyceae, Chlamydomonadales, Astrephomenaceae. The record is from the annotation of a GenBank genome assembly.
GUUGAAAUAACUUUGAAUGUAUCUUGGGAGGUAGACAAUAGCCAUGCUGUUCUAGGGGCUGUCCUCCUUAACCCGCUUGGACUCGUUGGGCCUGCUCUUAGCGCUGCGAGGGAUAUCUUCCAAGUUCUGUUUGCUCCAGCUACGAAGAUGGGUACUGGAAAGGACGACCCGAUUAAGGCGCUAGCCGACUCAUUGCGCGAGAAGAGGGGCGUUCCUUGGAGCACAGCUAAGCUAGAGGCGCCUACUGGGGAGGGUCUUCAUGUUGAAUAUUUUCGUGGCAAGGACUUUGCGCGAUACUUUCGCGCAAAUCCUGAAAAGAUAAAUGCGCAUGUCCCCCCAAGGCCGGGCAAGACAGUCGAUGACCAGAUCGGGGAGCUUUGUAUGGUUUUCCAGCGGCGCAAGCUAGUGCGCAAGGCAGACCGUAAAUACAAAAAGCCCAAACCGGGCAAGACGAGGCUGGUCAAGUACCCUCGCACCCUGGUGCCACACCCGGAUGGCAGCGGCUGGACGGAGGGCGCCUUCUACUACUGGACGUAUGACAGGCCCACCUCCAUGUGGUACUACGCAGCUACCGUGGCGCUACCCUUCCUGGUCAUCGCGUCGUGCCUGUUUCCUCUGGCGCCCUGGUGGAUGCGCAUGACGCUGGUGUACUUCCUGAUGGCGGUGCUGUCGGUGCUGCUGGGGCUCAUCGGCGUGCGCUACCUGCUGUUCGGCGCGGUGUGGAUUGCAACCGGGCACUCCUUCUGGCUCUUUCCCAACCUCAUGUCGGACCAGGUGGGCGUGCUGGACGCCUUCUCCCCGGCUCUGUCGUACGAGCGGCCCAAAAAGGGCAGUCGUACGCAGCUGCUGUCGCGGCUGGCUGCGCUGCUGCUGGUGGGCGGGGUGGUGUACAUGCUGUACCAGCACACGCCAGAUGCGGAGGCGCUCAAAGCCAGCGCCAAGGAGGCGCACGACUCCAUCCUGGACUACCUGGAUGUGUACGGCAAGGGCAAAAUGUCCAUUACCGGCAACACCACUACAGCGGGUGCGCCGGCAGGGGGUCCGGGCGGCCCAGGAAGCGGAGCGGGAGCCGGAGCAGGGGGAGCGAAGCCGGGACCGGGAGCUG